GCUGCAUUUCAGUCUUUCAACAACACUUGUCGUGGAAACACCUUUUAAGAUUGUACUUUUGCUCUGUACGCGCGUACGCCUUAUUCAAAACAGUGAAAAUCGAGCCAGAGAUCAGAUCUCCUCAAAUCUGCUACAGUAAACUCACUCACAUUCACUCGCUUUUCUUGUAAUUCCGCCAAAGCUUUCGAAAAGCCUCUGCCCAAUCGACAGUAAUUAGGUUCACGGUUCGCGUGCGAAAAUAAAUCAGAUUUCCGAUCUUUUGAUCGUUGCAGCAGGAAAAAGUGAAACUAAUUGUGCUUUGAUGGAUAUUUUGAUAAAUGCGAGUUGGAAACUGAUGCUGUACCUUUUGGUGCAAGUGGAGUUGAAAAUUUGAAGCCGAUUUGGAAGGCGUUGCAGAGAGAUUGUUUUGACAAGUGCAAGUGUAUGCGGAGAGAUUGAAACGGCAUCCAACAGAUCCUGCAACGUGAACAAAACUGUUUUCGGAAAGCUAGGUCCUUCAUGUGGAAUAAUACUGAAAGAGGCAGUAGCUGAGUUUUCCGAAAAAACAGUAUUACCACACUGGAGUAAUCGUAACUGCUGUCACUCUAUCAUCACAACGGCGAAAUUGUUUCGGAAACAAACAAGUUUAGGAUAAUAAUUGUGUGUCAAAAAAAAAACAACCUACAACAAAAUAACUCGAACAGACAAAAGCGUGUGAUCAUUUCGUCGCCGAAGAACAAGUGCACAGACGUUUAAACAAAGACCCUUUUCGAACAUUUCACUUUAAUCGAUGAUAAUCCAAAGCAAUUGUUAGUGGCACUCGUGCAUGCAAGGAACUAUGUACAAUAAAGUGAACUGGAAAAAAAGUGAAAAACUGAAGCACUGAACCGAUUUUACCUCCAUCAUCCUUUACCCGUCAUAGACACAGGCUGGUGGUCCGUCCCACAUCAAUCCCGGGGCCUCACGUGUGCCUUCGCGGCAAAAGUUUAAUUGUGAAAGUACCCUAAACUAAGCCCGAUACCAACCGCGUGCACGAGAGACUAAGACGGGCGUAGAAGCGGAAAGAGAAAGAAAAAGUAAGCAAACAGCAAAGCUACAUUAAUGCAACCGCGCUGCACUGGUGAAUGAUUCCGACUGACGAAAAUUUGACGAAGAAAGCGGGGAAAACGGAAAAAUUGUGUUUCAAAUCGUGGCGAAUUUGAUGCAUGGAAAACGUCUAUAGCAGUAUUGGAAAAUUGUUCCGUGCGGGAGCGAAAUUGAAAAGUUAAUUAACUCCAAAGUGAUAAUCGGCUGUGCAGAAAAUAUUUAUUUUUUCGUCGCUGUAUAUAUUGGAAAACAAAACGCACGAAACAGAAGUGAGCGUUGAUAACGUUCAACGGAGUCUACUUGAAAAGUAAAUACACACAACGAAGCCAUAUUAGAUAGCCAACCGUACGACAUAUAAACUAAACAAAACAAAACAAAAGCAAUCAAUUAGAGAAUAACCGAUCCGCAACUGCAAUUGGUAAGGUACUCGGUCAGAAAUAACUGUAACCACCAUGUCUUCCGUCCCAAGUGGUGAAUCAACGCCGCUGGCCACCUUGCCAGUUGCUACGGAGAUGGCGCCAACGGCAGUGCCCAUUGCUGCCCCGGAGCCGCCACUGAACGUGGCAAACAGCAACGGUAACGUAAGAAUCGUUGAAAAGGUGGAAAUGGCCACUAUGACUGAUAUGUUUCCCAUAGAAAGAGAAGAAAGUGAAAGUGCUGCACAGAGUAGUAAGGUAACAGCGUGUGGAGAUGUGGCAGUGAGUUGCUGCAAAAUGCCACAGCAGCUUGAGCAACCGCUAGUUGCAGUUCAGUGUGAACCAGCUGCUACCGUCACCGAGAACAGUGAAAUGAUCAUCAAAGAAACGAUCAAAGAAAUGGAAACACUAGAACUGGAUGACGCUGCCCACGCGGAAGAACCGGACACAUUGUCACCCCUAAUGACCGAUAACUAUACAUAUCUGCAGCACCAAGAAUUGCUGAGAGAAGAAGGUGAUGCCAAUCCACAACAUCACUAUCAUCAUCAUCACCAUCAUCAUGGCCAUGACGAGAUCCACGACUAUGAUCUCGAUGACGACGAAGAAGAAGAUGAUGAUUUGUACAUGGAGGAUGAUGAUCACAUGGUACCGCAUCCGGUAGUUCCACCAGUCAACAUGAAACACUCGGAUACGAAAGAUUCCAUUAGCUCCAUCGAUAGUGAUGUUUCGAUGUCAUACGAUAGAACCAAUUCAACCGAAUCGCAGAAUCCUCCCGAAGACGCAGGAGUUGGUUCAUCCGACGACAACGCCAAGGAUUCGGGCUGUGAAAUCACGAAAAAACCCGAAGCAAACAGUCCGUCCGAGGAAGAUGCCUAUGAAAUCCCGGACGACGAUAUGUGCGAAAAAAUCAUCGAACAGGUGGAGUUUUAUUUCUCCAAUGACAACAUUUUGAAAGAUGCGUUCCUAUUGAAGCACGUCAGACGCAACAAGGAAGGAUUCGUCAGUUUGAAACUGGUCUCCAGUUUUAAACGUGUUCGUCAGCUAACGAAAGAUUGGCGUGUGGUUGGGUACGCCAUCAAGCGAAAAAGUGUCAAAAUCGAACUGAAUGAUCUCGGAACGAAGAUCCGCCGACUAGAAUCACUGCCUAUUUACGAUGAAACGACUCCAUCCCGGACGGUCGUUGCCACCGGUUUGCCAUAUGACAAGUACACCGUCGAGAAAGUAUCCGAACUCUUUUCCAAGUGCGGUGAAAUCUCGCUCAUUCGAGUCCUACGUCCCGGUGGUCCCAUCCCGGCGGAUGUGCGUCAGUUUAUCAACAAACACCCAGAACUGCAACAGAACGAAUGUGCACUGAUUGAAUUCACCGAGUCUGCAUCCGCCCGCCGUGCUCAGAACAUGGAGGAGUUCAUCGUACUGGAACUGAUUGCACCGAAAAAGAAGACUGGCAAAAAGGCCAACGUAACCAGAUUUGUGGAAAACUACAAGUACGUAGCCGGUCAUGACAUCGAGCGUAGCCGCGGUGGCGAAACCUUCGACCGGUACAAGAUGCGACGUGGAUCCGGUUUCUAUCCCAAGCCGGAAAUGCAGCAUGUCUAUCAGCAAAUGAUUCCACAGCCCGAGCAGCCGAGCAUGCAGCAAAUUAUGCCACUGCAGCCUCAACAACAGCCACAAAUGCAGCCUUCCCAGCAGCAGCAGCAGCAGCAGCCGCAGCAACAGCCAAUAUUUAUACCGCACCCGCCACAACAGAGAAAGUACUCGUACGGAAACGAGAACUACGACUACUUCAAUCGUCGUCCGAGCACAUUCUCGAUGGGCAGUAGUGACGCUUCCCGAAAAUACUCAAGCUGCUCCGAUGGCUACUCCAGCUGUGGGGAAAUGUCUCGACGGCCGUCGCAAUGUUCUUCGGGCAUGGAGAGCAUGUCCCGACGAACGUCCAACUGCUCCGAAGUGCCAUCACGAAGAACGUCCAACUGUUCGGAUUUCUGCUCAUGCUCGCGACGAGUUUCCCAGUGUUCGGAUGCGUACCGUCGAAUCUCUCAAUGUUCCGACCAAAGUAAUCGAAAAUUCUCGGUUGGCUCCAACUUCGAGCGUCGGUUCACCAACUCACCGGAUAUGGGUAUGCCUCAGCGGCGCAUUUCCAUGGAAUCAAACUACGAGAGGAAAUUUUCCACCGGUUCGAAUAUGUACGAAAAUCCGAACAUGUCUCCACGAAAGUACUCCAAUGGUUUCGAUCCGCUGCGAAAGCUGUCCAGCAGCUCCGAGUACUACAACGGACGGCGUAUCUCCACCGACUCGGGCUACGAUCGACGCAUUUCUGUUGGCUCGGAGUGUUCCAACGGUGGUCCGCGAUCUCGCUCGGGCAGUGCCGUACAGAUGCAGUGCCACCAGCACGGACAAGGUGAAACCGUUGUUCGUACCCCGAUUGGACCGGACGGUAGCAAGGGCUUCGGAUCGAGAACACGACGCAUCGGUCAAAUUGUGCCACCAGCCUAGAGAUGAUGGAAUGAUCCAGAAGGUAUCACGUGGUGAACCGUUUUUUUUUUUUCUUUUUUGCACCAAUCGUUGCUGCGAGUAGCGCCAGAUGGAAUAUAGGUUCGUUAGGCCACAUUUUGCUUCUUAGUUUAAGUAUGUAUCGCGCUUAGUAUUUUUAUUCAACUGCAUGUGUAGCACCGAGUGAGCGUGUACAGGGCGAGGGCGUGAAUUGCGUGCAAGCGAACGAGAAUACAAAAAUGGCAAUUAUUGUGACAUACCAUUGGCGUACCUGUCUAGAACGAUGCCGGGCUGCUGGGUUGAACGAGACUUUCACUGUCCCAGAUUUCUCACGCUCCGGCAACGACUCAGUGCACUCCCCUAGAACUGUGCUCCGUCGGUUGCUGCUGGUGCGGUGAAGCGAUCGUGGCAGGUCGGAGAUAAUUGCACAAAGUCAACGGCGUCGAGUCAGCCGUGCCUCGCCGCUACGUCGCUACUACCUACCGCGCGUAUCAACGAGGGAGCAAAUUGUGCUCGGUCAGGUCUGCAGAUGAAAACGUGUUCCCAUCAACGAGAGAGUGAGAGGUGCGGAGGUAGACAGUAUGGCGUGGCACGUGAAUGGAGUUCAUGAACACGAGAGUAAACGAGAGGAUGCAAAUCAGUAUGAGUAAGAGUGCAGUUUGGUUUGGAUUGGACCGCGCGCGCAGACUGCGAAAGAUUCUUGUUUUUGUUUUUCGUGUCUUUAUUUUCGCUGCUCCUUCGGCUGCCAGAAUGAUGAAUGGGCGACGUGCGGCUACGAUCGUGCUCCGAUCGUUGGCUUUGUGCGAGAUCUGCGCUGCGUAUACUCGAACUCGACAUCUCGGCAGCGUGUACGACUUAGGUGGCAGAGCACACACCGACGCGAGGGCACUUAGGAAUGUGUGAGGAACAUUCUUUUUCGCAUGCGAGAGUUGUCUAGGCAAAUCGGUACACUCUGUGUAUGUACGUGUCGUGAGUAGACUGCCGAAAGAUUUCUAUUUUUAUUUAGGUUAGGAUUUUUGUUUCGUUAUUUUUUUUUCUCUGUUACUAUUAUCACCGACCUUGUAUCUCGUGACAUUGUUUAGUUUUUUUUUACACUCGUAUUUAUUCUUGGCUUUGUUCGCGCAUUACUAGUUAUAUUACGUGGCUCGUUAAUAGUGAAACUUGUGCAUCAAGAUGUUAGUCAGUAGGACUUAGAAUAAGGACCGAGUUCUUGUGCCAGCGCCGUGCUCAAUUUUGCUCUUAACAUCUGUGCACCUGGGAGAGAUGGCGUCAUGCUGAUCGUUAGGGAAGGUAACCUCACAGAGCCGAAUCGGAAAGUACAUACAAACGUUGAUUCGUAUCAUUCACAGAAAACCGGACUAUUUUUAGUCACUGGGUAUUUAAAUUUGGCUUGAAUACAAAUGUCGAAUGAAUAAAUUCGGUUGAAUGACCUUGACCUGUUUUCCGACUUGCACUUGUAGGAUUUCAAGCUCAUCGACAUCAGAUUAAUGCUUUCAAUCACAAAUAAUCCACAUGGCAUAAUGAUCGAAAGCUAAAAAUAAAUACUACACUAAUCUAAUGAUUAGCGAAAACUAAUUGCUUUUUGUGACACCAAAUGGAAUGCUUUUUUGGAAGUAACUCUGUAAAAGAUUAAUUCUAUUUUGAUCGUGAAUAUUUCUAAUUGUACCUAACGUAAAAAUAUCAUAUUUGUUCCAUGCCAUCAAAAACAUUAUCAACAACUUAUAUUGCUGAAAUUUUAUGUUUUAUUCAAUUUUGAGUUAUAUGUGGAUAUCUCAACCGAACUUUUCUAAUUUUUUUUGUAUAAACGGGCAGUGUUUGAACGAAUCACACUCAAAUUUUAAAAACGGAUCUACAUUUCAUUAGAUCUGUAAACAUUACACUACAACAAACACCAUUAAUGUAUAAUUAUAUUCAUCGCUAUUCAACUGAUUCGCCACAUUCGAAGGAAAGGACAUUAAACAUCGAAGAGUUUUAACAAUUCGACUCUUAUAAGAAAUUUAUUUGCAUAGUUCUGACUGAGUUGGUUUCUUCAAUUGAAACAGUCAAAUCGAAAUUUUGUCUAUUCGUAGUUUUGGUUCGUUAUCAUGUCAAUUUGUAUUCACGUCAAUCCGGUUAUGACUCUGACAUUAUUCACCCGCCUUAUUUUCCAUCUGUUUAGUUAUCUCGCGGAUAGCUAAACCGUAUUCAACAAUCUUAGGCUUGUUUGAAAGUUACUAUUGAGUCAUAGAUCUAUAAUCAAAAGACUAAAACUUUCGGUUGCGGCGAUAUAAUUGUAUUAGUAAUCGGAAAUAGUUCAACUGAAUUCAAUGAUCUUACGCUUGUUUGGAAGCUGCUAUUGAGUUAUUGAGUCAAGUUUCAAAACCAAAUGUCGGACUUUUAUUAUUCCAGAGAUAUUUUUAGCUAAGAAUGCUACAGUCUAUAGAGCUCUAAUGUAUUUGAAUAAUACUUCAUACGUCCCGGAUAUACGCAAAUAGCCUACAUAGACCAAAGUAUCAAUUUUUUUCUUUCAUACACUUAAAAAAUAAUUAAAUUUGCACGACAUAAAAGUCAAUAAUACAAUGAAAUAGGCAUCAGUUGAAUGGAAAGUUUGAUUGAAAACUAUCAUCAACGUGAAACUCAAUUCGAAUAUUUUAUUUUUCCAUGAAUAAAACUGUGUAUUAAAAUUAAAGUCUAUUUUCGCUUUCAAUGUAUAUUAAAAAAUAAAGAAGUGUAAAGUAGCAUUAUAUUCUUUUUUUCUGCUCCAAAUACAUGCAUUAGAAAAGAUGUAAAUUUACAUAAUAUAUUUAUCGGUGUAUUUUGUAUUUAUAUUCUGCUUGAGCAUAUUUUCUACAUGUUUCAAUGAAGGAAUUAAGAAAUAGUUCAAAAACUGUUCAACUUCGAUAUUAAUUAUCACAUCUUAAUCUGUUAUUGAUUCAAUAUUUAUAAUUGUUCAAUAAUUGCUCUAAUAGUUGUAUCUAUAAGGCAAAUAAAUUGGAAUCAGAUAAAAGAAAUCCUCAUAAUAUUGUUCAAUUCUCAAUGUUGAAAUGACAACUAACUGAGAAAUUAAUUUUCAAUAAUGUUUCGAUAUUUCAAUUACAAAAUUUUAUAUUUUGUUACUAUUUUCUCAUGCAGAUUACAAUUGUUUUUGAUAUUUUAACUCUAAACAAAGUUAAAUUCGGUUUUAAUAACUAAGUUUAGUGUUGACUAUGAAAUCCUUUCUACCUGUGAUUAUCAUCAUUCAAUGUAGCUUUUAACGUCGAUCACAGUAGUAACAACACAAAUAGCAGAAUAUGCACUUAUUAAGUAUAUAUGGUAGUACAACAUCGCAUAAUUCCUAACAAUGCCAAUUACAUUAGUUUUCUGCCACAUUUGACAGAACUUCAGACUGUCAUUUAGUGUCAUUUUCGCAUAUACUUUUUAUCAAAAGGCGGUUCUAGCUUUAUUUUACUGCAUUUAAAAUAACAUAAUUUCAAAAUUGCACCUGAAAUUCUAUUAUGUAUUGUUGACACUUCUUGUUACUACAAAUUUCAUGAAUUUCAUGGAAUUUAUAACAGAAAAUUUUCAGGUUUCUGUUAAACUCAACGAUGAUAAUUUACGUAUACUUCAUCAUGAGCUUGGAAUUUGUUUUUGAUGUUUUUUUUUGCCUUGACAUAAUUGCCUUAAUUGUUUUUAAACAGAUUAUCAUUGUUUUUAAACAGAUUAUCAUUAUCACUGAAAUAAGUACUGUCGUGAUCGAACUUUCCCCAUUUUGAACUAUCAUGUAUCGAUCUUUAUUCAAUGGUUUACUUUAAAUUUAAAAACCAUUUUCUCUCAUUGACUCUAUCGAACGAGCGAAUGGAACCAAAAAACCAAAAGUUGCAUCCUUGCCGUUAUGUGAAAGGGGAAAUCCGUUUCGGAAAACACAGUGAAAAUGAAACAUCAAUUCUGUCGUCGUAUGUCGAUACGGUUAAGAUCGCACAAGCCACAGCUUAUGUACUAUUACUCGGGCUCUCCAGCUGAUCGCUUUUCCCGACAGCCACGAACAACCGAAUCAAACAUUUAUAUAUGAGCCAGACUUCCAGUUGCCAUAACUAUGGCGACGCGACGGCGAGCGGUCAGCUCCCCUACGGUAGGCGGAAGAAAAACAAAAUAAGCAGCGGCCAGCGAACUAAAGAAAAUUAAAUUGAACGUCAUUAGUGCGCUCUGGCCGAGCCCAUGUCCGACCGAAAAAAUAACGCGAAAAAUACUCGAAACCCAUCCUCGAAUGUACCUCGAGAAAGUGUUGAAUUUUUGCCUCGAAGCACAAAGACCCCCAGGCGCAACGGAGCUAGUUUUGCUUCCGACUCGCCACCGUGAGGUACCUCGAACAUACUUGAAACGCACACAGCAUGUACGCUAUUCGUUUCAAGUAUUCAUGAAAACUCACUGAACGUAACGCCACAGCCUGGCUGGGACUAGUUUUUACAGACGAAACGUCAACAAUACACAGUUUAAUGCUCCAUGCACUUCCACGUUGCGAUACCGGUAAAAUCGCCAUCAGUCACGUGAGUUUGUCUGACGGCGCUGCGCUGCACUACACGAAACCAGGUAACCAUCAGUCUGCAGUCUUCAGCCGACGACUGAUCGCGCCUACCUCCCGUACCCCGGAGUUUAUCCUCCGAGAGUUCUGGUCGCGCCUGACUGUCUGCUAAUGUAGUCUGUCCCUACACUCAGAGUAAACUGGAUCGAACUCUCGUUCCACCAUGGGAAAGGGGGGAAUGAUGAUAAUGAAUUAAACAAUUCGAUUCCAAUCGCAACCUGGAAGUGCAGUCUACGAGCAAUUGUUACAGAUAGCGGGAGCAAAAUAUGAGUCGGCAAAUGGCAAUCGAAAACAUACUACAGCAGCACUUUGUUUUAAAAUAAAUAUUUUAGCAUAAUAAUUGAUGCAUGUCUAUUCAGUAAAUAUGGAGGAAGCGAGAAGCGUGUUUGGAACGGAGCGGAUGAAAAGUGACUGCUAUGACAGUUAGUUUGUAAUAUGAUAUGAGAUAAAUGUAAACCAGAACUAAUGUAAAUACUACUUAACUAUUCAUUAGUGAUCUAAUCAAGAUGCUGGGAAUAAAUGCAACAUGAAAACUACAUAGUAGGGAUCCCACAAUAUUAGGUUCGUGGGAUGAAUUGGUGUAGAUAGCAACACGCUGCAAUAAUUAUAUUAAUUAUUACGAAUUGUAUCACUUAAGCGAAAUCAAAAGAAUGAAUCGAAAGAACGUGCAAAUAUUAGAUGCAAUGGUUUUUCUUAUGCGUGCUUAUACAGUGCCGAACGUUCAGUUCAGCUUAGAUUGUAGAAGGUAGACACAUUCCGGUUCUGUUCUGAAAUGGCCAAACAUCAGAACGGUCCCGGAUACCAAGAACUGUGAAGUGAGAUAAUACUAAAUUGGAGCUCAUAUCCGUACUAUUAUAUUUACACAAGGAUUUUUAUCGCAUAAUUUAUCGUUUUGUAUGUUAACUAUUCGUCGAUAGUGAUCAAAAACAAUGUAAUCUGUAUGUAUAGUAUAAAUAGUUUUACACAUUAAAAAAAAACUACUGUCAUUAGUUUUAACAAUGAA
Messenger RNA from Malaya genurostris, 9511 nucleotides. RefSeq lists its product as uncharacterized. Gene Ontology annotation, molecular function: mRNA binding. Bases 1518 to 3974 code for a protein of 818 amino acids. NCBI's taxonomy places the organism in Eukaryota, Metazoa, Arthropoda, Insecta, Diptera, Culicidae. The record is from RefSeq and is a predicted model, not a curated record. Gene Ontology annotation, biological process: RNA processing. Gene Ontology annotation, cellular component: nucleus. The transcript has a single exon.